CAGAAGGAGUCCAUUGAUAUUCAUGAGCGAUCGUACUAAACCGGUAAUUCUGUGUCCGUUUCGCGCAAACCGCCGCGUCAAACGACUCUGAACGACAAACGGCUGCUCGUGCCAAAGCUUCAGGGUGAUUAAUCGAUUAAUUGAAUACUAAAUACGCCGUUUCUGGUCACCAAGGGCGCGCGUGACGCGUCGGUGGGCGUGUCCGGCGAGCCAAACGUCACGCCUUCGUCAGCACGGACAAGCCGAACGCUACCGACGGAGUCCGCCGCGAAGAACCGUCUUCAGCAGCGCACUCGGCGGCGGGGAACCCGGGCGGAUCCAGAUGCGCGAGUGUUAACGCGGGAAAGCCUUCCGCGCCGAUCUCAGGGAAUCACGCGCCAUGGCUCGGGUCGGGAGCGGAGCGGACGGCGCGGAACCGGAGGAGGACUGUUUUGAAGAUGCUUUCGACCGCAUCCCGGUGGCGUCUAAGAUGGACCUGAGUACGUCUAUAGAGGAGUGCAGCAUGGCUCUCAACCUCGUCCUCAACAACAAGUUCUCUGAAGCGCUGGAUCUGCUCAGACCCUGGUCUAAGGACAGCAUGUAUCACGCUCUGGGCUACAGCAGUAUUCUGGUCAUGCAGGCCACCAUGACCUUCGAGCACAAGGACAUCCAGGCCGGGAUGGCCACCAUCAAAGAGGCCUUACAGACCUGCCAGAGGUUCAGGAAGAAGAACUCGGUGGUGGAGUCCAUCUCCAGCCUGAUGUCCAAACACUCGCCGGACAGCCUGAAAGCAGAGGAGAUGCAUGCCGAGAUCUGCUACGCUGAGUGUUUGCUGCAGAAAGCUACGCUAACAUUCGUUCAGGAUGAAAACAUGAUCAGUUUUAUUAAAGGAGGAAUCAAAAUACGCACAAGUUAUCAAAUCUACAAGGACUGCCAGAAUUUGUUGAACAUGUCUCAGGGAGUGGGCGGAGACAGUGAGGCCUUCAGACAGUUUGAGGGUGGAGUCAAGCUGGGGAUUGGCUCCUUCAACCUGAUGCUGUCUUUACUACCUGCAAGAAUCCUUCGACUGCUGGAGUUUAUCGGCUUCUCAGGGAACAGGGAGUUUGGUUUGUCUCAGCUGCGGGACGGCGCUGGCAGUCACAGUCUCAGAUCUAUCCUGUGUGUUCUGACGCUGCUCUUGUAUCACACCUACGUCUGUCUGAUUCUGGGCACCGGUGAAGGGAACCUGGUGGAGGCCGGGGCUUUAUUAGAGCCGUACAUAGAGCAGUUUCCACGGGGCUCCAUCAUCCUGUUUUACUCGGCUCGGAUCGCCCUGCUCAGGGGAAACUUUGAGAACGCGCUGGUGAAGUUUCAGGAGUGUAUCUCGGUGCAGCAGCAGUGGCGUCAGAUCCAUCACCUGUGUUACUGGGAGCUGAUGUGGUGUCACUCGUUCCAGCAGCAGUGGAGAGACGCGUAUCGAUACGCAGAUCUGCUGUGGAGAGAGAGCCGCUGGUCUAAAGCCAUCUAUGUUUAUCAGAAAGCUGCCAUCCUGAGCAUGAUGUCUGAGGAGGAGCUGAAGACGACUGGAGAGGAUGUUGUGGAGCUGUUCAGGCAGGUGGAGGGACUGAAGCAGCGGCUGGCCGGGAAAUCCAUCCCUACAGAGAAGUUCGCCAUCAGGAAGUCACGCAGAUACUCCUCAGCCACACCUGUUAAACUGGUGAUUCCUGCACUGGAAAUGAUGUACGUGUGGAAUGGCUUCACCAUUGUUGGAAAGCGUGCUGACGCCACUGAGAGUUUACUGAUCACCAUCGAGAGAGCAGAGGAGCAGCUGCGCAACGAUCCCGCCCCGUCUGAGUUCCACCCUGACGAUCAGUGUCUGGUUCAGAUGUUGAAAGGUUUGUGUUUGAAGCAUCUGGGCCGAUUGCUGCAGGCCGAGCUCUGCUUCACACAGGUGUUGAGCAGCGAGAAACGCAUCCGUUACGAUCACUAUCUGAUCCCCUUCACUCUCUAUGAGCUGGGUUUGCUCUACAAGCAGCAGGGCGACUACGUCAAAGCCACGCGCUUCAUCGAGGACGCCAAGUUGAAUUAUAAGGAUUAUUCGAUGGAGUCUCGUCUUCAUUUCCGGAUCCACGCGGCUCUCAGCAGCCUGAAGGGUUCUCCGACAAACUCGCCGUGACGAAGACCGACAAGCACAUCACGAGAAACACAUCCACCACCAUUUCAAACCAAAGUCACCUUCGGCCAUCAGUACUAGCGUCCGUGUACCUCAACAUCUCAACACUUAUUCGUCGUCGUUCGUUCUGAAUGCAGAGUUGUACGUUUGUUCAGCCAAUCAGACGGCUGGAGGAGCUCGCUGGCGUCCAAUCAGAAGACGGCUGCUGUAAUGAAUGUAACGUUUUACUCUGAAGACCAAAUCUGUUUGUCCGCUUGCGUCUUACAUCGUGUGCCUCUGUGUGUGUGUGUGUGUGUGUGUGUGUGUGUGUCGUUCGCUGCAAUAAGAGUCCUAGAGAUUAUUAUGCUGAUUACAAGUUUAGAAGCUACAAGCAAUUCACAAAAAUUUAUUUGAAAGCAAUAAUAAUCAGCCCACAAUCAUGCUGAGAAUAAACUGUACGAUUUUUUUUUUCUAGAAAGGGUUUCUGUUGUUGUUUAAACCGUAAUUACAAAAAAAAUGUUAUUUUACAAUGUUUUGAAUGUAGCGGGUGGGAAUUUUUUUUUUUUUUUGCAUGUACUUGUUUUAAUGUUUAAUACCAAAAAUAUGAUGUACAAUAAUCAAAUACAGUUGAUCCUAUUUUAUAAACGUAA
Molecule: messenger RNA, 2760 nt
Organism: Puntigrus tetrazona (Sumatra barb)
Lineage: Eukaryota; Metazoa; Chordata; Actinopteri; Cypriniformes; Cyprinidae
Product: tetratricopeptide repeat protein 39B
Exons: 19
Coding region: 380-2134 (584 amino acids)
Molecular function (GO): protein binding
Source: RefSeq, a predicted model, not a curated record